CAUCACCUCUCAUCAUAUUAUUCUUCAGUUACAUUUUUAUUUUUCUGAUAUAUUCAUUGAAAAUGAGUCAUCAUGCCAAAGCUUUGCAUUUGGUGUUUGGAGUUAUUGGAAAUGGUACUGGUUUGUUCUUGUUCCUCUCUCCAUCGAUUACUUUCAAGAGGAUCAUCACGAACAGAUCAACUGAGCAAUUUUCUGGGAUACCAUAUGUUAUGGCAUUACUCAACUGUUUGCUUGCUGCUUGGUAUGGGUUGCCUUUCGUAUCACCAAACAACUACAUGGUUACAGCAAUAAAUGGAACAGGAGUAGUGAUUGAGUCAGUGUAUGUCCUAAUAUUUCUUGUGUUUGCGGCCAAGAAGGAGAAGGGAAGAACCAUGGCUCUUCUCUUUGGCAUUCUUGCUAUAUUUUCCACUGUCGCUUUGGUUUCGGUUUUAGCCAUCAAACAGGAGAACAAAAGGCAGUUGUUUUGUGGUCUUGUUGCCUCUGUUUUCUCCAUCAUAAUGUAUGCCUCUCCUCUCUCAAUCAUGAGAUUGGUGAUCAGAACCAAGAGCGUUGAGUAUAUGCCAUUUCUAUUAUCACUAUUUGUCUUCCUAUGUGGUACCUCAUGGUUUAUAUAUGGCCUCAUUGGCAAUGACAAAUUUCUCUAUAUUCCUAAUGGAUUUGGGUGUUUUCUGGGAGCAAUGCAAUUGAUUUUAUAUUGCAUCUACCGCAAAAACAAUGAAGAUGUCAAGAAAGCUACAAUUGAUGGGAGUUUAGAAAUGGGGCUUGCUAAUCCUCAGCAAGCCAAAAAUAUUCAAUCUUAAUUUAUAACAAGAUAAAAGCCCAAACUCAUUGGUAGAAAUGAAUGUAAUAGUUUCAUACCAACUUGAGUUAAAAAGUGUGCUGUCUUCACACAAUCAUAAAUGAAAGUGUGCUGUCACACAACCAUGUGGUUGGGCUUAUUUGUAUCUUGGUUUAAAGUUAAAUAUAUAAUUCCAAUGCUAUGUGACAUAUUUUAAGAAAAA
Messenger RNA from Salvia hispanica, 1001 nucleotides. Its product is annotated as bidirectional sugar transporter SWEET1-like. NCBI's taxonomy places the organism in Eukaryota, Viridiplantae, Streptophyta, Magnoliopsida, Lamiales, Lamiaceae. Gene Ontology annotation, molecular function: sugar transmembrane transporter activity. The record is from RefSeq and is a predicted model, not a curated record. Gene Ontology annotation, cellular component: membrane. Gene Ontology annotation, biological process: carbohydrate transport.